Messenger RNA from Solea senegalensis (Senegalese sole), 5502 nucleotides. RefSeq lists its product as uncharacterized. Gene Ontology annotation, biological process: positive regulation of translation. The transcript has 14 exons. Gene Ontology annotation, cellular component: cytosol; cytoplasmic stress granule. Bases 1 to 4734 code for a protein of 1577 amino acids. The record is from RefSeq and is a predicted model, not a curated record. Lineage: Eukaryota; Metazoa; Chordata; Actinopteri; Pleuronectiformes; Soleidae. Gene Ontology annotation, molecular function: mRNA 3'-UTR binding.
AUGGGCUGCUGCUUCAGUAAAGAGCUCAACCCCGGCCCACAGGCUGAGACCAGCAGUUUAUUACAGCCGGCGCUCCACCACGGGUCGACUGAGGUGACGGAGCAGGUCAGGCAACACGCCGCCACUCUGGCUAAACAUGUGUCCCUACGAGAGGAGACUCCGUCCUCAAGGACACUUCACGAAGACAAGGGACGACGUCCAGGAGUGGAAGUUUGUGUUGACGACCAGAACGUCACUGUGCCGAGCGAGAGGGAGGAGGAGGAGGCUAUUAUUAUCACAGCCGGCACAGAUAUACAUUCAAACAUGGACACAGAAGCAGGUGUGGUCCAUGCGGCUGUGCUCGGCUGCGAACCCGCACCCUACAUGGAGGUACUCACUCAGAAUCCAGUCACACAGAAGGUGGUUGAGAACGCCAGGUCCUCCUGUGUCGGUCAGGAGCAGCACAGAGUGAGCAGGUGCGGCUCAGCUCUCACCAGGUUUCCUGAUCCUGGACGCGUCACAGCGAGGGCAGAGCCAGAGGACGAGCCGACUCAGAGUCAGGGGAUGGCGCGGCGGCAGGAUUCUCGUGGAGCUGAGGACCACGAGGAGGACGAGGAGAUCUACGUGGUCACCACGCUGUGUCAGGGUGUGGAAACGAGGACCCGCAGCUUCUACAGCAUAUGUUCCAUCGACACAGCUGACCUUGAACACGAUCCCAGUUACACCCAAACAGCUGGUGCAGAAACAGCUCUCUUCCUCUGCAGAGCAGCAGAUCUGUCUUUAGGCCCCGGCCAGUCAAACGCAGAGGAAUCUGGGGUCCACAUAUACGUCGUACAACCUAAAACCACCAGCUGCUCAUGUGACGAAGAAGCAGACACUCCUGAUCAGUCUCUGACCGUCCUGUCACAUGAUUCACUCACCUCACCUGGGCUUCCUCCUCCACAGCUGCCUGACCUUGUUCCUCACCCUGACCCUGAACCUGCUUCUCACCCUGAGCCUCUUUCUGGACCUGCUUCUCACCCUGUUCCUUACCUUGAACCUGUUUCUCACCCUGAACUUGUCCAUGACCCUGAUUCUGGACCUGUACGUGACCCUGAAGCUGAACUUUUUUCUGACCCUGAACAUGACCUGCUGCCCACCUCCAGUCCUCAAACAGAAACUGAGGAUCUGAAUCACCUGGUGACUGUAAAGGCUGCAGAAGGAUCCACAGAUGAGAGGAUGAGUGAAGCGAUUGAGGAGGAGCAAAGAGGAGGAGAGGUUCAUGUCACAGAGGAGCAGAGUGUGGACUUGGAGGCCCACAAACCUGCAAAGGGAUUUUUUAUGGACAAAGAGCACAAAGUGGUCAACCUCCAAAGUCCACAAGCCACGAAAGAGUCUCCUGAACUCAUCACAUCCUGUCAGAGCCUCAGCCCUUCAGAACUCAAACUGUUGCAGAGACAGCAGAGCAAGGUGGAUUCAGCAUCCCUGCAGAGCCGGUCUGUCCCCGUGAACAUCUGCAGAAGCAGCAGUGAUGAAGGUGUUGUCCACAGAGGCACAGAAGACACUGAGGUGUCGUCCAUUUCCACCAUCUCCACUGUGUCAUCACUGCCCAGCCAAGUGGAUUCCUUCUCCUGCCACACCAACCUCACUCCCACCUCAGGUUUACCCGAAACCCCUUCAGGUUUACCUGAAACCCCUUCAGGUUUACCUGAAACCGCAUCAGGUUUACCCGAAACCGCAUCAGGUUUACCCGAAACCGCAUCAGGUUUACCCAAAACCGCAUCAGGUUUACCCGAAACCACCUCAGGAUUACCCGAGACCACAUCAGGUUUACCCGAAAUCACAUCAGAUUUACCCGAAAUCACAUCAGGUUUACCCGAAACCACAUCAGAUUUACCUGAAACCACAUCACAUUUACUUGAAACCACAUCACAUUUACUUGAAACCACAUCAGAGAAAUGUGAUGUUAAUUCAAACGAUCCCACUUUUGAAUUGAACAGCAUUGAGACACAAAGUCAGGAUUCAGAACUCCAGUUUCCUGAAUCUGUUCAAGCUAAUUCCAGCUUUUAUGCAGGUGAGAAACAGACCUGUGAAGUGACGUCUGUCCAGGAUGUGGUCCUGAGCGCAGGUGAUGGACAGGAAGUUGGAAAUCCAAGCUGUGAACUUGUAGAGGAACCUGAUGUUUCAGUUUAUUUAACUAAAAGUGGCCCAGAUGUGUUAUCAGCUUUAAGUCCAAGCUUCAAUCUUCAGGAUGUUGUUGAGUGUGAGAGUGAAAGUUGUCUCCUUCACUCUCCUUCUGCUGAAAGCAGCUCUCCUGUUGUCACUUCCUCCUCCUCCUCCUCCUCCUUGCUUCCUUCUUCGUCAUCUCCUUGUGCAUCUUUUGAGAAACAUACUUCAGUGAGUAGAAGCAGCAAAAUCCAGAUUAAAGUAAAUUCAGCAAAGUCUGAGUGUGUGGAGGAGGAAGAGGAAACGGCUUUCCAGCAGACUCAGACUGACCUCGUCUCCACGUCACAUGAAAAGCAUCUGUCCUUCUGUCCUCCAUUGUCCUUUGAACCCACAGAAAUAUUGAACCGUCAUGUCCACCAGGACAGAGCUGCAGAAACAUCUUGUGUCUUGUCCACAGAGACUCAGAGUGAAGACGCUGAAGUUUGUGACAUGUACACGACUCCGACUGUCUUCACCGGUGAAGGUGAAGGACCUGUGGGAUUCGAUGGUGAAGAGAACCUCUCCAUGAUCACGGUGGACCCCGGUCAGAUCGACGUCUACGCCUCGCUCCCGUCUUACGAGAUCCACUUCCAGGGUCAUGCGGUCGCCGAGGAGGGAGAGGGUGAGGGAGGGAUGAGGGAGAUGGUGUCGGAGCUGCUGGGAGAAGACACUGACUUGUCCGUGUGCCGCCUCUACCCUCACCCAUGGAUCAGGCUGGGCCUGGAGGACGCCUGUGAGGAGUGGGCUCGGGGCGUGGUCGAGGCUGACGGUGCACCGGGGGAUGGCGUGGAGCAGAUCCCGGCCUCGGUGUCGGAGUUGCAGCCGUCCAUGGCUCUGCUCGGAGCAUUUCCCUACAGCACUGUGAUGCCGCAGGGCUCGUGUGUGUGGGAGUGGCACACAGACUGUACUCAGUCUGAACCUGUUGCUGCUCCAAGCCUCAACCCGGACGCCGAGGUCUGGACCAGUCACGACUAUAACGUGGACAUCCAUGGCUCUGCCUACCCUGAGGUUCAGCGGCCGUGGCUGCAGUUGAGCGACGCUGUGACCGACCCCGCAGGGUUCGUGUCAGAGUUCCGUCUGGAGGACAUGGGUCUCGUCGAGGUCGUUGCCGAUCCCACAUCAGUGGAGUUUAAGAUCCUGAGCGGUGAAGCACCUGUGGUCAACGGAGAGUCCACUCGUCCUCCUGUGACAGAUGAAGUCAAAGAAGAGCUGAGGACAGUUUUGGAAUCCUGCCUGAACAGCGAGCAGCUCAGCAGUGACCUGUACCUCAAGUCUCAGAUGGACAGUGACCAGUACGUCCCCAUCUCAACCAUCGCCAGCCUUGACAAGGUGAAGAACCUCUGCACGGACGUGGAUGUCCUCUCCGACAUCCUGAAAUUGCUUCCUCUGGUCCAGGUGGCGCCGUGUGGACAGAAGGUCCGGCCCACGCAGGGUCGAUGUGUCCUCAUCCUCCGUGAAAUCCCCGACACCACACCACGUGAGGAGGUGGAGUCUCUCUUCCAUGGAGACAAUCUGCCCAAGUUCGUGAGCUGCGAGUUUGUAAAUAACGACAACUGGUUCAUCACCUUCAAAUCUGAAGCUGACGCACAGCAGGUCUUUAAAUAUCUCAGAGAGGAGGUGCGUGUGUUUCAGGGGAAACCGUUGAUGGUCAGGAUCAAAGCAAAGACCAUGACGGUUCCUUCGUACUCGCCCAAAAACGGCUACAGGUGCCCCCCGCUGGACCAGUGCAACAACAACUACGGCCUGUACUACACCAGGAACGACUACCAGCAGCCGUACUCGGCCCACAUGACACGGGCUCAGGUGUACGACCUCACCGGUGACGUGUGGAUGUCAGGAUUCAAACACUCAGAGCCUCUGACAGUGAGCGAUCUGAUGACCGGAUUUCCAGGACCGUUCUUCAAACCCCGGAACCCUCACAGGCCCAGAAGAGGCUCCAGGUGGUCCAGCGCCGCAGACCGCCGUCACAUCGCUCACAGUGACUCCUCGCCCGCAGCAGAGCAGACGCCGCCAGAGCGUCCCUCCACUCCGUCCAGGCCCGGCCGAGGUCGGUCGUGGAGCAACGCGCGCAGUCAGAGCCGAGGAGGGAGGGCGGAGCCUAACAAGCAGCCUGUGAACGGCUCGUCUGAGUGGGCAAGGAAAGGAAAUGGUCAGAGGAGGAGAAACAACCCGAGAUCAAGGGACAAAUCUUCAGAGGACGCUCAGUCUCCUCCCCGUCAGCCGUCUCCUCCUCUUGAGCUCGGGCUGACCAGUUUCCCUCCUCUUUGCGCCGCAAAUGCUGCCAUAGCAACCGAACUCACAGUGAACGACAGCAGCAAGGGUCCAGUGAAGAGCAGCAGCUCCUGUCAAUCAUCGUCCACACCUUCACAGGAAGCACAGAGCGACUCACAGCUGAACGUGGAGGAGUGUUCAGAGACGACCAGCGAGGCCAAAGCCUCUCAGCAAACACACCAUCCAGUCACAGAAGUCAAAAAGCUAAGCUACGCUCAAAUCUGCCAGAAAGCACCAGCGUCGUCCAGUGACCCGGCCCCCCCUGCUGACCACGCCUCCUCAGAGGCGGGGUCGACAUAACCAGCCCGAGCCACACCUCCGGUCCCAGCUCUGUUACCACAGUGACCAGAAAAGAUGGGGAUUUGUUUUGUUUUGUUGUAAAAACGUAUGAUUGUAGGUAUGAGUGUGAAACUCCGCCCAUGCUGAGCACCGAGGGGGCGGGGCUGUUAACGCCCGCUGCCAUCUGACAUUUUGGGUCGGCGUGGAUCCUGAAGUGUGUUGACUUUGUUUUAAAAUGGAAACAGGAAAGGAGCGUGUUUGUCUGUCUGUGGUUGAGUUAUUUCAGGGCUAGGUUCCAUUUAGUUUUUGUCUGGUUUUGCUGACGAACACCGACGCUUCUUUCUUUCUUUGUUUCCUCACCUGUUUGUGUGUGUGUCAGUGUGUGUGUGUUGGUUGUUUUAAUUUCCACACGUUUGUGUCAUGGUUUGGUCCACAGGGGGGCGCUGUGGGCGUUUUUUUCUCGUUAAAUGUGACUCAGUUUGUUUGAUUUCAGAUCACACCUUUGUAUCUGUGUCAGGAAUUCAAAUUUAAAUUAAAAAAAGAAAAAAGAGAGUAUGUUGAGUUUGACAAAAGCACUGAAUACCAAACCUUUAUUUGUGCAUGAUUUUUUCAUUUUUAUUUAUUUAUUUAUUUCCUUUUAGAAUUUAAAGUGAUAGAUCAGGUUUUGUGUGUUAGACACUGAAAACAUGACUGCCUAAACAAAUAUACAGCAGUAAUGACACGUUCAUAUCUUUAUAAUCCACUCACUCUCCCACAUUAAAGUCCAUAGAGAAAAUCAGUGAUUUUAGC